Xenopus laevis (African clawed frog) is the source of this 2925-nucleotide messenger RNA. RefSeq names its product serine-rich adhesin for platelets-like. The transcript is spliced from 2 exons. Lineage: Eukaryota; Metazoa; Chordata; Amphibia; Anura; Pipidae. The record is from RefSeq and is a predicted model, not a curated record. Bases 1 to 2925 code for a protein of 974 amino acids.
AUGGAGGCAGCAACAUUUGCCAGUCCUGUCGUAUGUGCCACAUCUAGCAUAUCUUCAAUUAUCUCUACUCUUCAAUCCGUUCUUGCUUCACUCGUUGAUCUGCUGAACCAACUUUCAAACUUGAUAUCCAGUACAACAACAACAGCACCAUCAGUCAACAAUGUGACGAGCUCUUAUACAAGUGUUCUGGUCACAUCUUCUACACCAGGGAGCAGUAUCAUCACAGCAUCAUCCAACAAGCCAACAAUCAUUCCCAACAAUGCGACUAGCAAUCUGCUUGUACCAGCUAGUAUGACAACGCCCAUUUCCAGUACUUUGGCCAGUAACACUAGUACUUCAGCCAAAUAUUCUCCACCAGGAAGCAGUAUCUCAACAGCAUCAUCAAACAAAACAACAAUCAUCCCCAGUAACUUCACAAGCAAUCUGCUUGUACCCGCUAGUACAAUAGUGGCCAUCUCUAGUACUUUGCCUACUAACACAAGCACUUCAGUCACAUCUUCUACAUCAGGGAGCAGUAUUUUAACAGCAUCAUCCAACAAGACAACAAUCAUUCCCAGUAACUUCACAAGCAAUGUGUUUGUGACAGCUAGUACUUCAGUGGCCAUUUCCAGUACCCUGGCCAGUAACACAAGUACCUCAGUCACAUCUUCUACAUCAGGGAGCAGUAUCAUAACAACAUCAUCCAACAAGACAACAAUCAUUCCCAGUAACUUUACAAGCAAUCUGCUUGUUUCCGCUAGUACUACAAUGGUCACAUCUUCUACAACAACAACGCCACCAACCAGCAAUGUGACAAGCUCUUACACAAGUAUUCUGGUCUCAUCUUCUACAACAGGGAGCAAUAUUAUGACACCAUCAUCCAACAAGCCAACAAUCAUUCCUAGCAAUGCAACUAGCAAUCUGCCUGUACCAGUUAGUAUGACAGUGACUAUUUCCAGUACCCUGGCCAGUAACACCAGUAAUUCAGUCACAUCAUCCAACAAGACUACAAUUAUUCCGAGUAACUUCACAAGCAAUAUGUUUGUACCCAAUAGUACUACAAUGGCUACAAUGUCCAGUAUCUUGCCUAGUAACAAAAGUACUUCAGUCUCCUCUUCUACACUAGGGAACAGUAUUUUAACAGCAACAUCUAAUAAGACAACAAUAAUUCCCAGUAAUUUCACAAGCAAUCUGGAUGUACUCACUAGCACUACAAUUGCAGUUUCUAGUACUGUACCCAGUAACACAAUUACUUCCGUUCCAUUUUCUACACCAGGGAGCAGUAUUUUAACAGCAUCAUCUAACAAGCCAACAAUCAUUCCCAGUAACUUCACAAGCAAUCUACUUGUAUCUACCAGUACAACAAUAGCUGUUUCUAGUACCCUGACCAGCAAUAUAAGUACUUCAGUUACACCAGGGAGCAGUAUUUUACCAGCAUCAUCCAACAAAACAACAAUCAUUCCCAAUAACCUCACAAGUAAUACGCUCGUACCAGUUAGUACUACAAUGGCCAUUUCCAGUACACUGGCCAGUAACACAAGUACUUUGGUUACAUCUACGACAGUAGGAAGCAGUAUUUUACCAGCAUCAUCCAACAAAACAACAAUCAUUCCCAAUAACCUCACAAGCAAUACGCUCGUACCAGUUAGUACUACAAUGGCCAUUUCCAGUACACUGGCCAGUAACACAAGUACUUUGGUUACAUCUACGACAGUAGGAAGCAGUAUUUUACCAGCAUCAUCCAACAAAACAACAAUCAUUCCCAAUAACCUCACAAGCAAUACUCUCGUACCAGUUAGUACUACAAUGGCCAUUUCCAGUACACUGGCCAGUAACACAAGUACUUUGGUUACAUCUACGACAGUAGGAAGCAGUAUUUUACCAGCAUCAUCCAAGAAGAUAACAAUCAUUCCAAGUAACUUUACAAGCAAUCUUCAUUUAUCAGCUAAUACUACAAUGGUCAUUUCCAGUACCCUGACGAGUGACACAAGUACUCUUGUCACAUCUGCAACACCAGGGAAUAGUAACUUAACAGCAUCACCCAACAAGACAAUGAUCAUUUCCAGUAACACCACAAGCAAUGCACUUGUACCAGCUAAUACUACAAUGAUCAUUUCCAGUACUGGGGACAGUCACACAAGCACUUCACUCAUAUCUUCAUCACCAGGGAGCAGUAUACUAACAGUAUCAUCCAGUAAGUCAACAAUUAUUUCCAGCAAUUUCACUAACAAUCUGCUUGAACCAGCUAUUACUACAAUGGCCAUUUCCAGUACCAGGGCUAGCAACAGAACUACUUUAGUAAUAUCUUUAAUACCAGGGAGCAGUAUAUUAACAGCAUCAUCCAGUAUGUCAACAAUUAUUCUUAGCAAUACCAGAAAGAUGGUUGCUCCGACAAAUAUAAUCACUUUUUCUAUUACUUGGGUUAAUAAUACAAGUAUUUUAGUCAAAUCUUCUAUACCAGGGAGCAGUAUCCUAACAACGUUAGCCAACAAGACAACAUUCAUUCCCAGUAAAUUCACAAGCAAUCUGCUUGUACCCGUGAGUACUACUAUGGCCGUUUCCAGUACCUGGGCCAGUAACACUAGUACUUCAGUCACAUCUUCUGAAACAGGAAGCAGUAUUUUAACAUCUUCAUCCAAGAAGACAACAACCAUUCCCAUUAACUUCACAAGAAAUGUUCUUGUACCUGCUAAUACUACAAUGCCCAUUUCCAGUACCCCGACCAGUAACAUAAGUAUUUUGGUUACAUCUGUGACACCAGGGAGCAGUAUAUUAACAGCAUCAUCCAAUAAGCCAACAAUUAUUCCCACCAAUGCCACUAGCACUCUGCUUGUACCAGUGAAUACUACAAUGGCCCUUUCCAGUGCCUGGGUUAGUAACACUAGUACUUCAGUCACAUCCUCAACAUCAGGGAGCAGUAUACUAAAAGCAUCACCCAGUGAGUAA